UCCCGAUCUAGGGAUCCCACCCAACCGCGGCCCUCUGCCCGUAAGGAGAACCCUAACUCUAAACCUAACCCUCGCGUUCGUUCCGGCCAUCGACACAAUGCCUGGCCGCAGGGGAUUCGGGGGGUUCGAGCUCACCGAGGCACUCUAUGUCCUCUAUCCAUAGAGAAUACUCUUUUCAGAAAUAAUGGGGAUGGUGCAGAUUUUGUGAAUAUAUUGCUAAAGCUUCCAUUUACCCAUUCUUUUAUGCUCACUGAAUCUAAUCCUCCCUGGAGAACAAAAUGCCUCUCGGUCCAAGUUCAGUCCAAAAUUGGUCCUAGCUUAAAAACUGAAAGCAUUCUUGAAGUGUUGGAUUUGGGUCUCCAGGAUGAAGCUGAUGAGGUUAGAAUUGAAGCUGUCAUUUCUAUGCCGGUGAUUGUCUUGUGGUCUGGUCUUGAUGUGCUCUUCAGAAGGCUGGACACUGAGAAGCCUAUGGAGAUUGAUCACCACUUGUAUGAAUUUGGGUCGGUGGAAUACCAUGUCCAGAUCAACACUUGUAACUCAUUCUAUUGUGACCAAUUCACACCAAAUUCUCCAAACAAGCCCAAAAUGUGGACUGAAAAUUGGCCUGGAUGGUCUAAAACAUUUGGGGCACUGGAUCCUCACGGACCACGUGAAGAUAUUGUUUUUUCUGUUGCUCGUUUCUUCUGGAAAGUGAAUUACUACAUGGAUCAUGGUGGUACAAAUUUUGGUCGCACAUCUGGUGGACCAUUCAUCACUACUACUUACGAUUAUAAUGCACCAAUUGAUGAAUAUGGUUUAGCUAGGCUUCCAAAAUGUGGACAUCUUAAGGAGCUUCGUAGAGCUAUAAAGUCAUGUGAGCAUGUAUUGCUCUAUGGUGAGCCGAUUAAUUUGUGACUAGGUCCUUCACAAGAGGUGAUUCCUUUCUCCUUUUAACCUUUGAACUUCCUUG
Vitis vinifera (wine grape) is the source of this 949-nucleotide messenger RNA. RefSeq names its product beta-galactosidase 10. Gene Ontology annotation, molecular function: beta-galactosidase activity. The coding region runs from base 244 to 894 and encodes 216 amino acids. NCBI's taxonomy places the organism in Eukaryota, Viridiplantae, Streptophyta, Magnoliopsida, Vitales, Vitaceae. The transcript has 7 exons. Gene Ontology annotation, biological process: carbohydrate metabolic process. Gene Ontology annotation, cellular component: vacuole; cell wall. The record is from RefSeq and is a predicted model, not a curated record.